Pectinophora gossypiella (pink bollworm) is the source of this 1312-nucleotide messenger RNA. It is a transcript of the gene Wdr92, whose product is annotated as dynein axonemal assembly factor 10. The record is from RefSeq and is a predicted model, not a curated record. Gene Ontology annotation, molecular function: ubiquitin binding. The coding region runs from base 103 to 1176 and encodes 357 amino acids. Lineage: Eukaryota; Metazoa; Arthropoda; Insecta; Lepidoptera; Gelechiidae. The transcript is spliced from 6 exons.
UUGGUUACCAUAGCAACAUAAAUAUUUGUUUGGUUGAGGUUAUAUUCUUAUCGGAUUUCGUAGUUCACAAUUAUUUUGCUCCGUAAAAUCAAACAAUAAAUCAUGGAAGAACUUGAAACACCGCAAAUAAUUACACACCUUGAGAAGAAUCUCGACCACUCUUUAUUCGACUGUAAAUGGAUUCCCUGUUCAGCAAAGUUCGUAGUUAUUGGAUGCCUGCCAAGGGGUACGGGGACUAUUGAAAUAUAUGAAAUCGCUUCAGGUGAAGCCAAAAAAGUAAAGGAAUUGGAAAGACCUAAUUCUUUCAAAUGCGCAACCUUUGGAGCUAGCAGCGAUGUAGAUAGAAAACUUGCGACUGGCGAUUUUAAAGGAACUUUAGAAAUAUGGGAUUUAGAAGCAAAUAAUCAAGUAUAUAUCACCAAAGAGCAUACUGAUAUUAUAAACUCCAUAGAUGCCAUGGGAGGCAACAAAUCUAACUGUGGAGCUCCAGAGAUUGUUACUGGCAGUAGGGAUGGUACUGUUAAAGUAUGGGAUCCUCGUCAGAGAGGUAAACCUGUAGCCAACAUGCAGCCAGCUAAAGGAGAGGCCAAACGAGACUGUUGGUCCGUAGCCUUUGGCAACUCCUUCAAUGACUGUGAGAGGAUUGUCUGUGCUGGAUACGACAAUGGAGACCUCAAGAUGUUUGAUCUACGCACCAUGUCACUUAGAUGGGAGUGCAAUUUGAAAAAUGGGGUAUGCUCAGUUGAGUUUGAUCGCAAAGACAUCCCGAUGAACAAACUAGUCGCGACUACAUUAGAAGGAAAGUUCCAUGUCUUCGAUGUAAGGACUCAGAACCCUACAAAGGGUUUCGCCCAGGUGUUAGAUAAUUCCAGCAAAAGCGGCACAAUAUGGGUCGCGCGACAUGUACCUCAAAAUAGGGAUUUGUUCGUAACUUGUGCUGGGAAUGGACACGUCACUCUUUGGAAAUAUGAGUACCCGGAGCAGCGCUACCGCACAGACGACAAAGGCGUGGCGUGCGGCGUUGCGGGCAAGCUCAAGAAGCUGCAGCGAAUGGUGGUGAGCACACAGCCCAUCAACGCCUGGGAGUGGAACAGAGACCAUACGGGUCUGGCCAUAGCCACCGCAUACGACCAGUGCAUUCGCGUGCUUGUCACUACUAAACUUAACUUGCAGUGAAGGGGCAGAGCGCGUGAAAUCCCAUAUUACAUAAUAUAAUGUUACUGUAAAAGCCCGAAGUACGGCAGGCUUCCGUUGUAAGGAUUUAUCACUGAAGUAAGAUAAAUGUUAAAAACGUUUAGCUGUGAUCAAGUAA